GUGGGAGCAACGCCGAGGAGGGGAAAGACGGCAGUCGCGGGAACCGCUAGGCAGGAGGAGACGCCGCUCCCCGCCCCGCUGCGCUGCCAGCUGUUGGGAAAAAUGGUGCACAGAAUCGGCCUUUUUCUUCUGCUGGGCCUGUCUCUCGCGUCCUUGGGAGCCUGUGAUGGACCCCCGGCGCUUUCUGUUCCUGAGGAGGUUUCACUGGAGAAUGGUGGCGUGAUGGACAUUGCGGUGACUUUAAGCACCCCACUCAAUCAGACGCUGGUGAUCACAUUUAAUGUUACAUAUUCAUCCAGGGGAAAUGGCACCAUCGUUGAACUGCCUGAUCAAGUAAUCGUAACGGCAGGCGUAAAGAAGGUGAGCUUCCUAGUGAGAGCAAAAGAAGUCGGGCAGCUGACUGUGUAUCUUCAGUCCAACUCGUCCAACCAAACAGGGCCCAGGAUCCGCUUCCUCGUGAUCCACAGCAAUGCAGUGAGGAUCGUGGACCAGGUGAUUGGCUGGAUCUAUUUCCUGGCUUGGUCAGUCUCCUUUUACCCUCAGGUGUUCGAGAACUGGAGACGGAAAAGCGUUGUGGGACUGAGUUUUGACUUCAUCGCCCUGAACCUUACCGGCUUCAUUGCCUACUCGGUCUUCAACGUUGGCCUCUUCUGGGUCAAAUCUGUGAAGGAGCAGUUCCUGCACUCCUAUCCCAAUGGCGUGAACCCGGUGGACAGCAACGACGUCUUCUUCAGCCUCCACGCUGUCGCUGUGACUCUCCUCAUCAUCUUCCAGUGCCUGAUCUACGAGAAAGGGACCCAGAAGGUCUCCUGGGUGGCCGUUGGCUUGCUUGUCUUUGCCUGGCUCUUCGUCUUUGCCACCUUGUCCGUGGCCGCUGCAGGGAAGAUCACGUGGCUGGCCUUCCUCUUCUACUUCUCCUACAUCAAGCUGGGCGUCACCCUUGUCAAAUACUUCCCACAGGCUUACCUGAAUUUCCGCCGCAAGAGCACUGAGGGCUGGAGCAUCGGAAACGUUUUGCUGGACUUCACGGGAGGCACCUUCAGCCUCCUUCAGAUGUUCUUGCAGUCUUACAACAAUGAUGAGUGGCGGCUGCUUUUUGGGGACCCCACCAAGUUUGGUCUGGGCCUCUUCUCCAUCAUCUUUGACAUUGUGUUCAUCGUCCAGCAUUACUGCUUGUACCGUCCCCAAGAAUACGAGACUUUUGAGUAACCGUCUGCCCUGGUGGGACACCCCCUCUGCGCUUGCCUUCGCCAGCUGCGCUUCCUUGAGGUGGAUAACACUACAGGAAGCAGACUUGGUUGUCUGAA
Messenger RNA from Lacerta agilis (Sand lizard), 1307 nucleotides. RefSeq names its product cystinosin, lysosomal cystine transporter (gene CTNS). Gene Ontology annotation, molecular function: L-cystine transmembrane transporter activity. Gene Ontology annotation, biological process: L-cystine transport. The transcript has 11 exons. The coding region runs from base 103 to 1209 and encodes 368 amino acids. Gene Ontology annotation, cellular component: lysosomal membrane. The record is from RefSeq and is a predicted model, not a curated record. NCBI's taxonomy places the organism in Eukaryota, Metazoa, Chordata, Lepidosauria, Squamata, Lacertidae.